AAAUUUUAGUGACUAAUUUGACAAUUCGAGUUUAAAUUAAGUACUUGCAUGUUUGGUUCUUCUCUCUGUGGUUUGACGGUUGAUCUUCGCUCUUGGUCUGGAUCUUCUCUUUGGCAAUGGAAACCCAGUCGAAGGACCCAGAAUCAGUCUAUGACUUCACUGUCGAGGAUGCUGGUGGAAAUGAUGUGGCCCUGAACACUUACAAGGGCAAGGUCCUUUUGAUCGUCAAUGUUGCCUCCAAAUGUGGAAUGACUAAUUCAAACUACACAGAGCUGAAUCAGUUAUAUGUGAAGUACAAAGAUCAAGGCCUGGAGAUACUAGCAUUUCCUUGCAAUCAAUUCGGUGAGGAAGAGCCAGGAAGUAAUGAUCAGAUCACACAAUUUGUCUGCACUCGUUUUAAAUCUGAAUUUCCUAUUUUUGGCAAGAUUGAAGUGAAUGGCGAUAAUGCAGCUCCUCUAUACAAGUUCCUGAAGUUAGGCAAAUGGGGAAUAUUUGGAGAUGAUGUUCAAUGGAACUUUGCCAAGUUUCUUGUUGACAGCAACGGGCAGCCUGUCGAUCGCUAUUAUCCCACAACUUCCCCCCUUACCAUCGAGAGAGACAUAAAGAAGCUGCUGGGGAUUUCAUAAGUGCAGAGCUGCAUAUGGAUGCUUUGUUGGAUAGUCUUGUAGUCUGAACCCAUGUUUCAUACUCUUUUGAGAUGCAUCAAAGUUGUGCUUCUGAUAUCUGCAUGUGGUGCUGAGAAACAUUUGCGAACUAAUUUAUUCUCUACAGAUAGAAAUGAUUAGCGAGUUCAUAACUGGUAACCGACUUCUUAUAGUAAAAUUAAGGUUGAUAACUUGUUUUAA
Messenger RNA from Diospyros lotus (date-plum), 845 nucleotides. RefSeq names its product probable glutathione peroxidase 8. Gene Ontology annotation, biological process: response to oxidative stress. The coding region runs from base 117 to 626 and encodes 169 amino acids. Lineage: Eukaryota; Viridiplantae; Streptophyta; Magnoliopsida; Ericales; Ebenaceae. Gene Ontology annotation, molecular function: glutathione peroxidase activity. The transcript is spliced from 6 exons. The record is from RefSeq and is a predicted model, not a curated record.